Thermochaetoides thermophila DSM 1495 is the source of this 1431-nucleotide messenger RNA. Its product is annotated as cellulose 1,4-beta-cellobiosidase II-like protein. Bases 1 to 1431 code for a protein of 476 amino acids. Lineage: Eukaryota; Fungi; Ascomycota; Sordariomycetes; Sordariales; Chaetomiaceae. The record is from RefSeq and is a predicted model, not a curated record. Gene Ontology annotation, molecular function: hydrolase activity, hydrolyzing O-glycosyl compounds; cellulose binding. Gene Ontology annotation, biological process: cellulose catabolic process. The transcript has 4 exons. Gene Ontology annotation, cellular component: extracellular region.
AUGGCUAAGCAGCUGCUGCUCACUGCCGCUCUUGCGGCCACUUCGCUGGCUGCCCCUCUCCUUGAGGAGCGCCAGAGCUGCUCCUCCGUCUGGGGUCAAUGCGGUGGCAUCAAUUACAACGGCCCGACCUGCUGCCAGUCCGGCAGUGUUUGCACUUACCUGAAUGACUGGUACAGCCAGUGCAUUCCCGGUCAGGCUCAGCCCGGCACGACUAGCACCACGGCUCGGACCACCAGCACCAGCACCACCAGCACUUCGUCGGUCCGCCCGACCACCUCGAAUACCCCUGUGACGACUGCUCCCCCGACGACCACCAUCCCGGGCGGCGCCUCGAGCACGGCCAGCUACAACGGCAACCCGUUCUCGGGUGUCCAACUUUGGGCCAACACCUACUACUCGUCCGAGGUGCACACUUUGGCCAUCCCCAGCUUGUCUCCUGAGCUGGCUGCCAAGGCCGCCAAGGUCGCUGAGGUUCCCAGCUUCCAGUGGCUCGACCGCAAUGUGACUGUUGACACUCUCUUCUCCGGCACUCUUGCCGAAAUCCGCGCCGCCAACCAGCGCGGUGCCAACCCGCCUUAUGCCGGCAUUUUCGUGGUUUAUGACUUACCAGACCGUGAUUGCGCGGCUGCUGCUUCGAACGGCGAGUGGUCUAUCGCCAACAAUGGUGCCAACAACUACAAGCGCUACAUCGACCGGAUCCGUGAGCUCCUUAUCCAGUACUCCGAUAUCCGCACUAUUCUGGUCAUUGAACCUGAUUCCCUGGCCAACAUGGUCACCAACAUGAACGUCCAGAAGUGCUCGAACGCUGCCUCCACUUACAAGGAGCUUACUGUCUAUGCCCUCAAACAGCUCAAUCUUCCUCACGUUGCCAUGUACAUGGAUGCUGGCCACGCUGGCUGGCUUGGCUGGCCCGCCAACAUCCAGCCUGCUGCUGAGCUCUUUGCUCAAAUCUACCGCGACGCUGGCAGGCCCGCUGCUGUCCGCGGUCUUGCGACCAACGUUGCCAACUACAAUGCUUGGUCGAUCGCCAGCCCUCCGUCCUACACCUCUCCUAACCCGAACUACGACGAGAAGCACUAUAUUGAGGCCUUUGCUCCUCUUCUCCGCAACCAGGGCUUCGACGCAAAGUUCAUCGUCGACACCGGCCGUAACGGCAAGCAGCCCACUGGCCAGCUUGAAUGGGGUCACUGGUGCAAUGUCAAGGGAACUGGCUUCGGUGUGCGCCCUACUGCUAACACUGGGCAUGAACUUGUUGAUGCUUUCGUGUGGGUCAAGCCCGGUGGCGAGUCCGACGGCACCAGCGACACCAGCGCUGCUCGUUAUGACUAUCACUGCGGCCUUUCCGACGCACUGACUCCGGCGCCUGAGGCUGGCCAAUGGUUCCAGGCUUAUUUCGAACAGCUGCUCAUCAAUGCCAACCCUCCGUUCUGA